AUGGCUUUCCUCACCAAUCUCGCCAUCCUCCUGGUGCUGGCUUGUAUUUCCCAUCAGCUGAUGUUGGGCAGCUGUCAGAAAGGUCGAAGGGGACGAGGGGGACGAGGGGUGGACAGAGGACAGCACAAGGACAGGUCAGGGCCGAAGGUCGCCCGCCAGCCCAAAUCUGUCUCUGCUCAGCCCAUCAAGGGAAAACUGGUCACCAAAGACAAGUCUGAGUGCACCUGGGCGGCCACGGGUGAGGAUGUCUUCGUCCUCGGUGUCACUUGCAAGAAGGGGGACACAAGCUUUAGCUGUGAAUACGUCUCCAAACCUUUCCUCUGUCCCAGGUACGCCUCCAAUGUCAAACUCUACUGGAAGCAAAUUGCGAGGGCACUGAAGAAGCAAAAGAACCUGUGCCAGGACGGCAGUGCGCCGGUCAGGGCAGGUAUGUGCAGACAAGCUGCCAGAGAUGCUCAUUUCAGACUCCGUGAUGUUCAGAGAGAAACUGUCCAGCCUCCCCCACCUCCUCCUCCUCCUCCCCCUGCGGCCAGAGCUGUCAAAUCCUGUCAGCCUGGACACAAGAAGCUGGCGGAGGAGCACUGUAAUGACUCCUGGUCGAGUCUUUGCACGUUCUUUUUUACUAUGGUGCAGGAUGACGAUUGUUGAGACAGAAAAGAGGAGAAGAAUUAGAAACUUAUUAUCUAACUCUUUAUAUACACUUGUCACAAAAAAGUUUGAAAUCAUGUGAAUCCUUUGAGAUAGAACUUCACCAAU
Molecule: messenger RNA, 756 nt
Organism: Paralichthys olivaceus (Japanese flounder)
Lineage: Eukaryota; Metazoa; Chordata; Actinopteri; Pleuronectiformes; Paralichthyidae
Source: RefSeq, a predicted model, not a curated record